AAUUCCUAACCAUCUUUAAUAUUUUUUUAGAAAAAAAUUUGAUGGCCAUCGGCCGACUGCAAUCACUUCGCCAUGUACUAUCGCGUGCUGUUUUUACUGGUGUGAUCGCGUAAAUCGAUUUUCCUUGGAAUAAAAUUCUUGCAUUAAAUGUUUUUUUAUUCUCACCAUUUUGUCUCCGCCUUCGGCUUCCGAAAUUCUGCACAGUUUCGUCGCAAGAAAUAAGAAUCUUAAGUAGAAAUCAGUGGUUCCUCUCUCUCUCCUAGUCUCUGUUCUACUUCGUCUACUCUAGAUUUAUAAGGACUAUAGUCUCCUAUCCAACUUAAGCCCUCGGUGGAACUGAAGUGGAAGUGUACCCACCGUCGGCAUAAACAAAAUCCACUCUUUGGGGCAAGUGAUGCAGUCAGGUUUGAGUUUUCACUUUGGCAAAUUGCGCCAGGAUGCUCAGAACAGAUGGCUGAAGAAUUCAGAAGUUCUUUUUAUAUUGCAGAACCAUGAGAAUCUCCCAAUUGAGCAAGAAACUCCUGACAAGCCAACUAGUGGUUCUUUGUUCCUUUUCAACCGCAGGGUUCUUAAGUUUUUCCGGAAGGAUGGGCACAUGUGGAGGAAAAAGAAGGAUGGUAGAGCAGUUGGUGAAGCCCAUGAACGACUUAAGGUCGGGAAUGUUGAUGCUCUAAAUUGUUACUAUGCUCAUGGGGAGAAAAAUCGUUACUUUCAGAGGCGAAUUUAUUGGAUGUUGGACCAUGCUUAUGAUCACAUUGUUCUUGUUCAUUACAGAGAAGUUUCUGAGGGAAGAUUUCUUCCUCCAAUAGAUUCUCAGCAAACGCAAGAGCCAUUAUCUUCCCGGAAUGGGAAUUCCAGUGCGAAUAACAUUCAAUUUAGAAGGGUUCCUUCUGCAACUAGUGAAGUAUAUGAUUCUUGUGAAACCUCCUGCAGUCCUAUUUCUGGUGAAGCUAACUCCCAGCAUGUUGGAAAAGAUGUUGACACAAACCGGUCGAAUAUGUUCAAUACAUCAGCUAAUUCUGAUCCAUUAUCACAGCAAGAGAUCAAUCUAGCAUUACGCGAUCUUGAAGAGCAAUUAAGCUUGGAUAAGUAUGAUGAUAACGUACCAGUAGAUAUUUUGCCAGUCCAUACAGAUGAACAUAAAAACCUUGAGGAUUUAGCACUAAUGGAUAGUAAAACCUGGAAUUCCUUCCAGAAGCUCCAAGAAAACCUUACGCCAAUGAAAGAAUAUACAGGAUGUGAUCAAGGUGUAAACGGACAACUGAAGAGUCAUGACCGGAAAAUCUCUCCUUCUUGGAAUGAUAUGCUGGAACGCACAGAACUCGAUGCUCAUGGAAGAGCUUUUAAUGCCAUGGCACUUGCUAAUGGUUCCAAGCCUUCCACAAUUAAUGCAGCUGGGGCUUAUCAUCAUGGCAUUGAGAAUGAAUUCAAGCAUGGAAGCCAAUUUUCUUCAGAGAACAUAUUUGAUGCUCAAUUGGAACAAAUUAGUUGGCAGCAUCCAGGACGUGCAGGAAAUUACGCAGGACGUAUUGCUGAUGGAAGUGACAUAAAUAGACUGUUAUUUUUAGGACUAGGUAGUCUCGGGUCGCCUGAUUCUGUUGUCGAUCUAGCGGCAGGGGAGCUAUAUAAUGCUCCAGGCACAACUGGUGAUGGACGAAACUCCAAUGAAGUGUCAGUCCAAAAAGAAAAUGGCAUCGACUACAUGGGUAAUGUUGAUUUGUAUGAUAGGAAUAAUGCAUAUUCUUCAGAUUUGUUGGGGAUGUAUUCUGAUCAAGGCCAACAUGGAUCCUCCAUUGCAGAAGAACCAUGUUUAACAGUGCCUCAUAAGCUACUAUUCAGGAUUCGUGAGAUCUCGCCAGAAUGGUCCUUUUCUUUUGAGAGAACAAAGGUUAUCAUCACCGGAGACUUCCUAUGCAAUCCUUCAUCACGUUCUUGGGCAGUAAUGUUUGGUGAGGUUCAAGUACCUGCAGAAAUUAUUCAGGAAGGAGUUCUACGUUGUCAGGCACCUGAGCAUUCUUCAGGAAAGGUUGCUCUGUGUAUAACAUCUGGAAAUAAAGAAUCAUGCAGUGAAGUUCGGGAGUUUGAGUUUCACUCCAAAUCUGUUACUAGUUCAUUGGAAACUUCACAUCUUGUGAAUGCAACCAUAAAUUCUGAAGAGCUUUCAUUGCUUGUAGAAUUUAUUAAUGUUCUGUUAUGUCGAUCUGAUGAAUUGUCAGUUUCCAAAGGUGCAGAACCAAAAGAAACUGAAUGCCGCAGAAAGUUAAAAGCAGCAGAGGAUCAAUGGUUUCAAUCUCAUGAACUCCAAACUGAGAUUUUGCCGGGCGCCAUAGAUGGGAUACUUCAAGAACUAAUAAAAGAUAAGUUCCAGCAGUGGCUAUCGUCUAAAACAAAUGCAAAGGAAGAUGGAAGCUGUUUGCUCUCCAAUACGGAGCAACACAUUAUCCACAUGAUUUCUGGUUUGGGAUAUGAGUGGGCUUUGAAGCCAAUUCUCGAUGCUGGUGUUGGCAUAAAUUUCCGAGAUGCUAAUGGAAGGACCGCCCUUCAUUGGGCUGCACGUUUUGGAAGGGAAAAGAUGGCUGCUGCACUACUUGCAACUGGUGCAUUUGCUGGAGCAGUAACAGAUCCUACCCCACAAGAUCCUGUGGGUAAAACUGCUGGUGCUAUAGCCGCCGCUAGUGGUCACAAUGGUCUUGCUGGAUAUCUUUCAGAAGCUUAUCUGACCGAUUAUCUCUACUCAAUCAAGGGGUUGACGGUUGUGGAAGAUGAAAAAAUAGUAGAAAGCAUAUCUGAGAGAAGUGCAUCGGUACAAGUUGGUGAAACAGAAGAUGCACUUUCACUUAAAGAUUCUUUAGCAGCGGUCAGAAAUGCUGCCCAAGCUGCAGCUCGAAUCCAGGCUGCUUUUCGUGCUCAUUCUUUUAAGAAGAGGCAAGAAAAAGAAGCUAUGAAUCGUGAUGAAUAUGGAAUGACUUCAGAAGAAAUGCAUUGCCUCGCGUCAUCUAUCAAGAUCCAAAAGACACUUAACAGUUAUCCUGAUCAGAAGCUUGAUAAAGCAGCCCUAUCAAUACAGACGAAAUAUAGAGGUUGGAAAGGUCGAAAAGCUUUCCUAAGUUUCCGUCAACGUGUAGUGAAGAUUCAGGCUCAUGUGAGAGGUCAUCAGGCCAGAAUGAAGUAUAAAGAAUUGCUUUCAGCAGUUAGUGUGCUUGAAAAGCUUAUCCUAAGAUGGCGCAGGAGGGGUGUUGGUCUUAGAGGUUUUUUGCUCAAAUCAGACAUAGCUGAUGAGGGCGAAGAAGAAGACAUAAUCAAAGUUUUCCGCAAACAAAAAGUGGAUGCUGCCCUUGAACAAGCACUCUCGAGGGUUCUUUCUAUGGUGGAAUCUCCUAGAUCAAGGCAACAGUACCGUCGUAUGCUGGAAUGCUAUUGCCAAGUUAAGGCUGAACAACAAAGUGCUGAGGAAGCAAUACCAAGACUGAGAGAUUAUUUUGAACUGGUCGAAGAUGAUGAGUUUCUACACUGGCUCCAAGAGGAUCAACUUUAAGACCAGAGAAAAUUUAGCUCUUGCUGGAGUCACAAAUAAUCUUGGUAUUAGAUGGCUUCCAUAACAUUCAAUAGCCAUUUUUGUACAAAUUACGCAAUAUAUAUGUAAAAAAGCUGUUGCUGCUUGUGUGUGUGUUGAAUAAGCUUAAGCAAAAUUGUUCCAUCUGCUACUGUACUUAGUGCAUGGAAGUUAUUCAUGCACAUUGAUGAAUACAGAGGAAAUAUGCUAUAUAAUGCUAUAGUAGUUCAGUCUGUACAAACAAAUUCUUCAUAAGCGUGAAUGAUUCUUGUAGAAAAGGAAAACAAAAGUUUGUUAUUGCUGUCUUGAA
Molecule: messenger RNA, 3863 nt
Organism: Dendrobium catenatum
Lineage: Eukaryota; Viridiplantae; Streptophyta; Magnoliopsida; Asparagales; Orchidaceae
Product: calmodulin-binding transcription activator 4-like
Exons: 12
Coding region: 395-3535 (1046 amino acids)
Biological process (GO): regulation of transcription by RNA polymerase II
Cellular component (GO): nucleus
Molecular function (GO): transcription coregulator activity; double-stranded DNA binding; protein binding
Source: RefSeq, a predicted model, not a curated record